UCUUUAAUGAGAGCUAAGAGUCUUUCCCUUGGCAUUAGUUUGCUUUUUGUUUUAAUUUAUGGUGUAUUGUUUAGAAGCUUCAUUAAACUUUGUUAACUUUCUCAAGUCCAGCCUGGGAAUCAUACUUAAUAUUCAAGGAGUUGAAUUAACAGGUUUGAAGUAAUUUGUUGUGGCUGACUGUCACAUCUUUUUAAUUCUCUGCUCCUUUGAUAUGGUGGCAAAAUAUCCACAAAGUUUCCUUAUUAAGAAUCUCUUUUUGCAUCUAUCAUAGAUGGAAUUCAUAUUGUCUAUGCUUCAUGCUAGGUCAUGAAAAAAGCCUGUUUGGUUCUUCUUUGGUUCCAGCAAGAUUGGUUAGGCCGUAGGAGCUUGAUUGUUCAGUAUGAUAGAUUAACCAGGAGCUACCAAUAAAGGAGAAAACAACCAUGCUCAACAGAGCAUCAAGGACCCCUCAUAACUAGGAGUUCUGGCCGGUUUCUCUUCCAGCAAGUCAGAUUGGAAGCUGGAGACCAAACACCUUCCUACUGUGGUUUGUGAAAAUUAUCUUGAUAAUGGCAAUAAUAAAAUGGCAAUCCAGCAAGCAGACAAACUGCUAAAAAAACACAGAGAUCUUCACUGUGCUAAGGUUUUGAAAGCAAUUGGCCUGCAAAGAACUGGGAGACAAGACGAAGCAUUUACUUUGGCUCAAGAAGUAGCAGCCCUUGAACCCACGGAUGACAAUUCCUUGCAGGCGUUGACAAUCCUGUAUCGAGAAAUGCAUCGGCCUGAGCUGGUCACGAAACUCUACGAGGCAGCCGUGAAGAAAGUUCCCAGCAGUGAGGAAUACCAUUCUCAUCUCUUCAUGGCUUAUGCAAGAGUCGGAGAAUAUAAGAAGAUGCAGCAGGCUGGAAUGGCCCUUUAUAAGAUUGUCCCUAAAAACCCAUACUAUUUUUGGUCCGUGAUGAGUUUAAUAAUGCAGUCAAUAUCUGCGCAGGAUGAAAAGCUCUCAAAAACCAUGUUUUUACCCCUAGCUGAAAGGAUGGUAGAAAAAAUGGUGAAAGAAGAUAAAAUAGAAGCCGAAGCAGAAGUGGAACUUUACUACAUGAUUCUAGAACGCUUGGAAAAAUACCAAGAAGCUCUGGAUGUUGUGAGAGGAAAAUUGGGAGACAAGUUAACCAGUGCGCUCCAGAGCAGAGAAAAUAAGUGCAUGGAGAUGUACAGGAAGCUGGGCAAAUGGCCAGAGUGCAACGCUCUCUCGAGAAAACUUCUGCUUAAAAACCCAGAUGAUUGGCAGUUCUACAUGAUCUACUUCGAUUCCCUCUUUCAACUGAUUGGCAUGGCUUGGACGCCUCCAGCUGAAGGAGAGCAUUCUCUGGAAGGAGACGUGCAUCACAGCACAGAGCAGGCCAUCGCGUUCAUAGAAGAGAGGCUAAUCCACGAGUCCAACAGCGCCCGCCCGCUUCGGGGACCAUACCUGGCCCAGCUGGAACUGAUCAGCCGCUUGCGGCACAGAGGCUACCCUGAAGAACAGAAAUUGGGCAACCCAGAAGAACUCAUGUUCCAGUACUUCAAGAUGUUUGGGGACAAACCUUGCUGCUUUACAGAUCUCAAGGUGUUCGUUGACCUCCUUCCAUCAACGCAAUACACAAAGUUCAUCAACCAGUUAUUGGGGGUCAUCCCCCUUUCUGUCCCGCCGGAAGGCAGGCUUGCGCUCCCAGCUAAUAUCAAAGCUUUACAACAACACCUGUGUGUGAUGCAGUUGACACGGUUGCUUGGACUCUUCCACACCAUGGACGACACAGCUCAAAAACUGGCAGCGGUCCAGGACUUGAUGCUACGUUAUCGGCACGGAUUAGAUUUUGGAAAAUCCUGUUUGAAAACAGAGUUACAGUUUUCAGAUUACUACUGCUUGCUUGCUGUUCAUUUGCUGCUUGACCUCUGGCUGGAAGCAGGCGAGGAAUCAGCCGUCUGGCAGUGCUUGACUCUGCUAGAGGAAGGGUUGACCUCAAGCCCUUCCAACGCCCAGUUCAAAUUGCUGCUCAUCCGAAUCUACUGCAUGCUGGGGGCCUUUGAGCCGGUGGUGGAGCUCUACUCCAGCCUCGACGCCAAGCACAUACAACACGAUACCAUUGGAUACAUGCUGACCCGCUAUGCCACAGCUUUUGGCCACUAUGCUGCUGCGUCCCAAUCCUGCAACUUUGCACUCAGGUUUUUCCACUCCAACCAGAAAGAUACCUCAGAAUACAUCAUUCAGGCCUAUAAAUACGGUGCGUUUGAGAAGAUCCCAGAAUUCAUCGCUUUCAGGAACAGGCUGAACGCCUCCCUUCAUUUUUCACAAGUCCGCACAGAACGGAUGUUGCUGGAUCUCCUCCUGGAAGCCAAUAUAUCAACGAGUUUGGAAGAAAGUAUUAAAUCCAUGGGCCUAAGUCUGGAAGAGGAUGACAUUCCCUGGAAAGACCUGCGAGAUAAUAGAGACCUCACCGUCCUAUUUAACUGGGAUCCAAAAGACAAGAAUAUUUCUGAAGAGCACAGAAAAUACUCUUUGGAGGAAGAGACCACCUGGUUGCGGAUUCGGUCCCUGACAUUACGGUUAAUAAGCGGGCUGCCAGCUCUUGGCCAUAGCAGCCAGCCAAAGAACUCAGAAAAAAGCACUGAGAAUGGUGUUUCCUCCAAGAUCGACACCGUCCGGACUCUCCUGCGGCAGCUGGACGAUGCAGUGAGAUCGGGGAAGUGGUUUCUACAGAAAAAUAUUCAGUAUCCGGUCCUCGGGCCCCCUCCUUCACGGAUGGCCAGCUUCUUUGACAGUGGGAGCUGCCAGUCCCAAAUCAGCUUGUUUUAUCUAGUUAGUGAAAUUUAUGAAUUAGAUACCAAUGGCUUAGAAGAUUCCACGGCAAUUCAAGAGCGAAUAGGAAAUUGUUUGAAAUCGUUACUGGAGCAACUAACAGAUCAGGUCAAUAAAUGCAAAGGUGAUUUGUUGGAAAUCCGGGAGGGCAGCUUCAAAACCCAUCCAAAUAUUUUAGAAAAUCUGGUCUUCUUUGUGGAGACCAUCUCCAUCGUCUUGUGGGUCUGCAGUUACUCGGAUGCCGUCCUCCGGCCCUGGAAGUCAAGCCUGCAGAAGAAGAAAAAGAAGAAAAAAGAAAGCAGCGUGGCCAUGCCUCCUGUGUUCACCAGCUUCCAAGACUAUGUUUCUGGACUUCAGACGCUCACUUCCAACGUGAUAGAUCACCUCAAAGGGCUUGAAAUUAAUUUAACUGCACUUAAACUUGAAGAGCUGUACAUAGACAAUAAUUCACUCUUGCAGGAGGAAAAGAAGUGUACAAAGACUGCGCUAGGGAAAGUCCAGAGUAGUUACCAGCACUCGGUUCAAGAAAUUGGAGAGCUGCUGAAAAAGAGACUCGAUACGAUAAAAAAUCUAAAGGUUUGAUGAAACGCCUUCUCCUUGUGCAGAAAGCCAGAUCGAAGCAUUGGCGUCAAAUAAGCAACAUCGACCAUCCCUUCUGUGUUAAAAUCUGGAACUUCCUCAUAAAUGCAUGAAGGACUUUGAUCACAAACUUUUUUUAUGUAUUAAAAAGAUAUAUUCAAGCUGAUUAAAUUAUUGUACAUUAAAAGAAUGGAAACAGGGACCCUCCACAGUCAGGGUUAUUAGACCACUGUUUAUACAUGUUCAUCAGCAGAUUGCAACAGACUCCAGAUCCCCGGCCUAACCCGUUGCGCCUCCCUUGGCUGGGGGAGGGGGAGUUCUUCAGAAACUGUCGGGGGGUCUCCCAGCUCUUUAGAAGCAGCAAUAGGAAUCCAGUGUGAAGCCUAUUUCGAAGGAAUUUGUACUUCCCCCUCCCCACAGGCAAGGCAGCACUUCGUUUGCGUGCACAUUUUUGCCGUAGAGAAGCAAAUGACCAGGCCUGAGGUCAGCUGUGGACCCCCUAAGCAUCUCUUAGGCCCUUCCUGCUUCUGCCCCAGCCAAGUAAAUCUGACGAUCUGCUCUACAACAGGGUCUUCUAUUCUCCUUUUAUGUAUGCAACUUCCCUUUCAGCCGUUCGAAUUGGUCGAAAGAGGACCAGCGUCGGUUCCAGCAUCAAACCUCCUUUUCUGUACCCCGUAAGUGUCGGAGAAUGGUGUUCUCAAUUAAAGCCUACUCCAGUUGUUUCCAAGAAAUUGGGAAAACUUGUUUAGAAAUGCAACUGGACCUAGAAUUCCAUAGGAAUCAGGUAAAAGGUGAUCGAUGUAACUGGUAGCAAAAAAACCCCUCAACGGAGCUGUUAUCAUUUCCGAGUCUAAAGCUGUGCAGUGGUGCCUUGAUGUUUCUUCCACUUUCAGAGCUGCAUGUCAAGACAGGCCGGCUGAGUUGAGCUGAACCACCGUUUUUCGUAUUUCUCUUCAUUUCAAAGCGCUCCCGAAUCCCUUCUUGAAUGAUGUGUGUGAGGUGGAUUUUGGAUGGGACCCAAGAAUGGAGAAUUUAAAAACUCCCAACUGCUUUCAAAUCCUUCCCACCCUCCUCUCAUUCGGAACAGAAUUUGGGAGCGACUCCCAAAAUACCUGUUGAGCCACGGGGGGCUUCAAGCGUUCGGCCUUUUGACAUUCAGAGCUGUUGGGUGAAAAAAGGGCUUGCGCUCCUGCGUGGCCAGUCUUGGUUACAGACAAGAAGUUGGCCUUUCGUUGUUCACAUCUUAGCAGGUUUCACUGUUCUGUGAUAUCAUUAAGCUGGUGUUUUCUGAGUUACUUGAGAGGAUUGGUUGGUUACCAUUGUAUUUCUUUUAAAUCAGCGGAUACUAAAAACCAGGGGGUGCACUCCUGUUUCUUCCUAAACAACGAUCAAUUGCCAGAUAGAAAGGAAGCCUCUUGAACAUAGAGUUUAUGCCCAGGAAGAUAAGCAGGUAGCAUCAGAGUCAGGUAAGCGAAGGUUACUUUCUCAUUAGACUUCGAAGGAGUGGCUUUGGUGGGUGUUCAGCCUCAUCUAUUGCUGUCUGCCAGCACAUCCAGCUUGUUGAUGGCCUCCCCACAGCUUGUCUUCUCAAUGCCCAUCUCACCUGCCCCCAACAGGAGAGGUUCUCGCCUGUUCUAGAGGCAGCCCUACCUGCCCCGUGAGAAAUAAGGAGCUUUACCUGAACCUGCUGUGGACGUAUCCUACCAAGAGAUGCCACACAGCGGAGGCGAUUUUUGUACAAAAACAUGACUCCUGCAGGGUUUGUUAUAUAAUCUGAGAAAAAGAAGGGCAGAAUAAAUAUGUAGAUGCAUUAUUUUUUCCAAUAAAAUAAUUUCUAGAAAGAUGUUUUGGAGCUUCGAUUGAGAAGCAACUUAAAAGACUUAAAGAAUGUUUUAAGGAAGGAUGGAAUCUCCACCGUCAGUUCUGAAUAUAUUGUUUUUCUAGUCGAUAGCUUGAUUCAAAAUGCCUGUUCUGUAAAUGAAAUGGUGGCUAUAGCCUUGUAAAAACCCCGUCAGAGCACUUCAUGAUUCUUGGGGUUUAAAGGUGAUUUCACAAACCGACUCCUUCCCCAAACCAUUUUUUGUUUCAUCCGAAAAGUAUUUUAAAAAAUAUUGACUAUUCAUGCCAUCCUCUAAGAAAUUCUUCACUUUUGAGAUCGCCUUUUAAAACAUUUCCAAAGCUUUCCUCAUUUGAUCAAGUAGGGAGGUGACCACCUGUUACACAAAUUACUUGUGUUUGUUUCAAUUGUUAAAGUCUUUUCGAGAGCUUGGUUUUCUUAGGAUUUCCUUCUGUUACAGAGAAGAUGCAACCCCUGCCCCCCCCCCCCAAGAAAAAACAGGUAGGGGGAGAGAAGCUGCUGGAAACUAGUGCUGGUGUUUUCCCUUUUGCGCAAAAAUGUGAAAUUCUGAAUUUGUGACAUUAUUUUGUCCAAGGCUUGUGGAAGUGGGUCAACGUACUUGGGGGGUAUUUAAAAAGAGCUGAAAGCUUGAGAAGAAGAAAUGUUUGACUCAGGGUCCUUCUGUGGCAACUUCUAGGAAUGAAAACCUUUGGGUUAUAUUUUCUGUAAACUCAAGUUUCCUUUUGAGGAAGAACAACUUCCGUGCAACUGUGUUCCCCUUCCAGCUUUGGAAGUUUAGGGUUUAUCAUUUUUUUUUAAAAAAAAAAUCAUUUUCUUACUAUUUAGAAAUUGAAUUUAUAUUUGAAAUUCUGAUAAUUGAAUCAUUGGGUUUGUUUUGCCUCUUAUUUGAGCUAUAGAAGAAGAGAGGUAUUCGGCUACCGAUUCUAUUCGCUGUGGAGCUUCUUUGCUUUGAUUUGCUGUUUUUUAAUUUGUGACUUAUGUAAAACACCUCAACCACCAACAGAAAUCUAAAAGGAUAAAACUGCUAACAAUCUGCUGUAAACUGAAUGGGUUUAUAAUUUAUAAAAAAAACUCAGUUUCUUUAUAACCAA
This is a messenger RNA of Pantherophis guttatus, 6346 nucleotides long. RefSeq names its product N-alpha-acetyltransferase 25, NatB auxiliary subunit (gene NAA25). The record is from RefSeq and is a predicted model, not a curated record. Gene Ontology annotation, biological process: N-terminal peptidyl-methionine acetylation. NCBI's taxonomy places the organism in Eukaryota, Metazoa, Chordata, Lepidosauria, Squamata, Colubridae. Gene Ontology annotation, molecular function: protein binding. Gene Ontology annotation, cellular component: NatB complex; cytoplasm.